Molecule: messenger RNA, 3722 nt
Organism: Solanum pennellii
Lineage: Eukaryota; Viridiplantae; Streptophyta; Magnoliopsida; Solanales; Solanaceae
Product: CRM-domain containing factor CFM2, chloroplastic
Exons: 12
Coding region: 69-3215 (1048 amino acids)
Biological process (GO): RNA splicing, via transesterification reactions
Molecular function (GO): mRNA binding
Source: RefSeq, a predicted model, not a curated record
AAAGCGGAGGCAGAACUCAUUUUUGAUCAAUUGUCAAUGUAAGGAUAGCAUCAUCUUCCUCGACACCAAUGUUGCUUCCUUUCUGCAACUUCCAUCCCAUAAACCCUUCUAAAACCCUCUUGAACCCCUCACCAUCACAUUCCCUCUUCUCUAUUACACCCUCUCUUUCUCUAAAACCCUUCUUUCCUCGUAAUUCUCUUCCUGUUUUCGCCACAUCCCCUGAUACUGAAGCUUUACCGGAAUCCGCCAUCCGAAGAAUCGCCGACAAGCUACGCAGUCUUGGAUUUGUUGAACAACCCAAGAAUCAAGAAACCCAAGAAAAUGCUUUGAGUUCUAAUCCCACUGCUAACUCACCCGGUCAAAUUUUCGUUCCUUUGCCUACCCAAUUACCCAAGUACCGCGUGGGUCACACGCUUGACACCAGUUGGAGUACGCCUGAAAACCCAGUACCGCAGCCUGGUUUAGGGAACUCUAUACAGAAGUUUCAUGAAUUGAGGGAUGAGUUCUUGAAGGAGAAGGAAAAGGAGAGGUUGAAGAAUAAGGAGUAUAAGAAAGAGAGAGCGCCUAGUUUGGCGGAGCUUACUUUGCCAGCUGAGGAAUUGAGGAGGCUGAGGACAGUUGGGAUUGCGCUCAGGAAAAAGUUAAAGAUUGGAAAGGCUGGGAUUAGUGAGGGGAUUGUGAAUGGUAUUCAUGAAAGAUGGAGGCGUAUCGAGCUUGUUAAAAUUACGUGCGAGGACAUCUGUAGGUUGAAUAUGAAGAGGACUCAUGAGUUGUUAGAGAAGAAAACUGGAGGUCUUGUUAUAUGGAGAUCUGGAAGUAAUAUAAUUUUGUAUAGAGGAGCUGAUUACAAGUAUCCUUAUUUCUCUGAGAAUAGCUUCGAGAAUAACAGUGCACAAGAUGCUAACCCCGACUUGUUCAUGGGUACGGAAGAGCACAUGACUAACUCAUCUGGCAUAGAUGCGGUAAAAUCUGAUGCAUCGGACAGAAAAUCUUCUCCACGUGUAAUCCAGGGUGUAGGUUCUCCAGACAGAGUCCGAUUUGAAUUGUCUGGAGAGGCAGAACUUACUGAAGAAGCAGACAAGUUGCUGGAAGGACUCGGUCCUCGCUUUAUCGAUUGGUGGGGUUGUGAGCCACUGCCUAUUGAUGCAGAUCUUUUGCCAGCUAUAGUCCCCGGGUACAAGAGACCUUUCCGUCUACUUCCUUAUGGAGUAAAACCUAAAUUGACAAAUGAUGAAAUGACAACACUGAGGAGACUUGGUCGACCUUUGCCUUGCCAUUUUGUAUUAGGAAGAAACAGAAAACUCCAAGGAUUGGCUGCUGCAAUUGUGAAGCUUUGGGAGAAAUGUGAAAUUGCAAAAGUUGCCGUCAAAAGAGGAGUUCAGAACACAAACAGUGAACUGAUGGCGGAAGAGCUAAAGUGGCUGACUGGAGGAACCUUGCUCUCGAGGGAUAGGGAAUUUAUUGUCUUCUACCGAGGGAAGGACUUCUUGCCCUCUGCAGUCUCUUCAGCAAUAGAAGAACGGAGAAAGCAAGUUUUUGAAGAGGAAAAGCGGAAUGGUUUUAAUUCAUCAGUAGCAAAUGCUAAGGAAAGGAAACAAUCCACUACGGGAAGUGUUUCCGAUGAUGGACAUGCACACAGAGAUAACCAGAAAGGUGUCCUAGAAAAAAAGAAACUUACUUCCAUGGAAGCUGCUAUCAAGAGAACUGCAGAUAAAUUGACCACUGCAUUGGAAAAGAAAGCCGAGGCAGAGAAGCUCCUUCUGGAGCUUGAGGAGGAUGAGGUGCCACAACAAUCUGAUAUGGACAAAGAGGGAAUAACUGAAGAAGAAAGAUUCAUGUUGAGGAAGAUUGGCUUGAGAAUGAAGCCUUUCUUACUUCUUGGUAGGCGGGGAGUCUUUGAUGGAACAGUCGAGAACAUGCACCUUCAUUGGAAGUAUAGGGAAUUGGUGAAGGUAAUAACAGGGAGGAAAAACAUUGAAGAGGUCCACCAAAUAGCUAGGAUGUUAGAGGCAGAGAGUGGGGGAAUACUAGUUGCUGUUGAGCGAGUUAAUAAGGGUUAUGCGAUCAUUGUGUACCGAGGAAAGAACUACGAAAGGCCUGCUUCGUUGAGGCCUCAGACUCUUCUAAGUAAAAGAGAAGCAAUGAAGCGCUCUAUAGAGGCUCAGCGACGUCAGUCAUUGAAAUUACAUGUCUUAAAGCUUACACAAAAUAUAGAGGCUUUGCAGUCACGGUUGGCCAAAAAUGAGGAGAUAAGUCAUAUUCAGUCACCGGAUAUAGUUGAUAGGCAGGUACCAGUGACGGGAAUAUCAGAUGCUGCAGGCGAAACUAAUUACCAGUCUAGUUUAGCAAGUCCUACUGAGGAUUCUGGAGAUGCUGCAGAAGACACUGAUCCCAGUUCUCAGAAAGAAUUAUCAAGUGAUUUCUCGGACACAGACCACAAUUCUCAGCAAGAAUUUCCAAUUGAUCCGUUUUUCCAAUAUGAGGGCAAGGUUGAGGCUAUGGGUGAUACAAUUCAACCUCAGCAUCAAUCUAUUUCAUCAAUCAAAGAGUCGAAAAGUAUGUUCAAUGUGAAUGUGGAUCAAGAAACAUUCAGCAGUGUAGUGAGUGAAUCUGUUUCUAAGUCUUCCAGGGGAGAAGUUAAGAUCCACUUUUCUGAGACCAGAAGUUUCAACAGAACUCGGGAAGUUGACAAUAAAAUGGAGGUGUCUCAACCUCCUGUAAAACCUCAACAAGCACUUAGAUCCACCCGGGGUAGGUCCGAAGGGAUGCCUACCAGAAGAGUACAGCUUUCCAACAGGGAGAGGUUGCUUCUCAGAAAACAAGCCCUCAAGAUGAAGAAGCAACCAGUGCUUGCUGUUGGGAGGAGCAAUAUUGUUACUGGAGUUGCAAAAAAUAUCAAAGAACACUUUAAGAAGUAUCCUCUUGCGAUUGUGAAUGUCAAAGGAAGGGCAAAAGGGACUUCAGUUAGGGAGGUGGUUUUUAAGCUGGAGCAAGCUACAGGUGCUGUUCUUGUUUCUCAAGAGCCAAGCAAAGUCAUAUUAUAUAGAGGUUGGGGACCAGGUGGAGAGCGUGGUGCUUCUAAUGGAAAUGACACCAGUAAUUCGAAAAACAGCAGAGAGCAGAAGGAACUAAUGUCAAUAUCUCCUGAACUUAUAUCAGCAAUCAGACUUGAAUGUGGCUUGCCGUACAACAAUGAUAUGGAAGUUGCUUCAUAGGCAACAACCUUGGUAAAAGGGAAGUUGCCAGUUGGUUUUUUCAGGUUCAAAGCCUUGAGCUCUCAUCUAACAACGCUUUUGUGCCCCCGAUGAUGGUCUCUGAAUUGUCUGUGCAUGCAUCUAACAAUUGCUUUUUUGGUGUGGAGUUGGAAUCUAAAUUGUGCAUCACCUCUCCCAUACAAAUGAAAGGGAAUCGGCUGCCACCAAACUUCUCUCCUUGCAGAAUUUCAGUAGCUGGAAUAAGUUCCACAUGAUAAUUCCUGUCCCAUGGUCAUUGUGCAUCAACUGGAGAGAUUCUGUAUGUCAGUUAAGUGGCGCUGCUAAUUUAAUUGUUUUCGAACAAGCUCCAUCUUUUUUGGUUUUGGAUAGGCUCUAUCACUUCUCAAUUAUCCCUACUUGCUGACCUACAUUUUAUGUAAAUAGAAGUUCCAAUUCAAAAGAACGCAUCUAUUACCAUGUCAUCUAUUUAAUUUUCCCUAGUAACAAAAAAGACACAUGUUACACAUC